Messenger RNA from Coregonus clupeaformis (lake whitefish), 5305 nucleotides. Its product is annotated as protein Aster-B-like. The transcript has 17 exons. Gene Ontology annotation, molecular function: sterol binding; sterol transfer activity. Lineage: Eukaryota; Metazoa; Chordata; Actinopteri; Salmoniformes; Salmonidae. Bases 2697 to 4874 code for a protein of 725 amino acids. The record is from RefSeq and is a predicted model, not a curated record. Gene Ontology annotation, cellular component: plasma membrane; endoplasmic reticulum-plasma membrane contact site; endoplasmic reticulum membrane. Gene Ontology annotation, biological process: intracellular sterol transport.
AAGGAAUGCAUCAUAAUACCAAUCUAGACAUGAUGUUGCUCCCAGAAACAUUAACUAUGUAAUUAUGCCUAAUCUCUGUUCUGGACCAUUGAAAAGUAUAUUGGUAUGUGUCUGAUGCAGUGCUAUACCUGAGGGGAUGGUAGGCUAUGUGGUAGGCCAUGUCACAGUUGCUGUGUUUCUCUACAAGGCAAUGAUGUUUUCCCAUGGCACUGAAUCUACUGUGAUUACAUCACAACCGUCCUGAUAUGAGGUCUGAGCCCAGUAGAGACACACAACAGGCCCCACCCUGCCAUAUCAACCUUCCUAAUGACUCUGUGGCAAUGCUUUCAUGGCAACUGUACAGGACCUACGCAGGCAGUUGAGGUAUUAACAAGGAAAUCAAUGUCUGCCAGACACCGAGUACAGUGGCGCAUAGUAUCGACAGUGACUAAAGUGGCAGGUUUAAGAGACUGCUUUUCUCAGAGUUUUGUGAGGUGAAAUAUCUGCCUCCACAUACUCUCAGGUCUAUAAUGAAAACAUUCUAGAGUUCAUCCCCCCUGCAUGAGAGAGAGAGAGGAGAGACAGCAGGAGAAGGUGAGCAAGAGAUUUAGAGGGAGGCUGCCAUGUUUACUCUGAGGUAGAUUCUCACACAAAGGAUACCACUGUAGAGCCUAUCUCCUAACUCGCUCUUCAUAAAACUUUACAUGAAACCACACUGGUUAAUUUUUACAAUGUAGGGAGCAGGGGUGCUUGUUUGAAAUGUCAAGAAAAGCAAGCAGUGUGUAUGAUGGUGAAUAGUCAGAGAUCCUGGCUUGGCUGUGUUUCUAAACCAGACAGCCCCUCUCUGCUGAGCUGUUCCCCCAUCUGGUUCUAAUCAACAGACCCUCCACCCUCCUACCGUCAACAGACCAUUGGCAGGGAAGUGUCAAGGAAAGGUGUGUUUCAGAUAGAGACGGAAGUCUUCACACAUACACACACAUUCAUGCACACUCAAUGGACAGUGCCGCUUACUUUGUUAAUAUAAUGAAGAUGGAAGUCCUCACACACAUGCAAUCAAAUACACAUAGGCAUACACCUUCCUGGCCACUCCUCUCCAGAGUGGUUUUGUUGCAACCUACUGACAGUGGGGUGAGAGACUCAUUGUUUGUGGGAAAAGAUAGUAAACCGCUCCCUGAAACAAAUGGGGCCCCACCCUGGUUGACUGUACCGGUCUCCGAUAUCUCUCACUGUUUACCAAGCAGGUUACUGGUUAACCGCCACCGCAGGGACUGUCUAUAUCCCCAUCAUCACCUGGCAGCUACACUGUCCUAGGACUUGUCACAUUGUCACCUGGAGAAGAGGGGAGAUAGUCGUAUUAAUAGCUUCUGCAUUUGCUUUAGUCUUCAUUUAAAUUUAAAAGCUCUUGGAAAACGUUGAAUUCAGAUACUACUCGGUUAGUUUUCGAAGAGAGUGCGCCCGGCUCGCAAACGUCUGAUGAAACGCUAUUCACCGGAUGCAGAGGCAUUUUCAACAGGGUGAAGGCUGUUCACGUCUGAGAGGGAUCUGUGAAUGAUCAGCACUGUUUUCAACAGUGUGCUGAGGAUUAUUUUGAUUCCCGUCACAUUCAGUUUCCUGGAGAUAAUUUCUUCUCACUGAUUUGGCUAGAUGUUAAGGGGGUUGUGGAAAUUGAGAAAGCAGGAAAGGUGUGGAAUUUGUGUCUGAAUUCCAGGGCACAGAUGUAACCAAUCACAAGUGAGCCUAAUGGAGUGCCAAUUGUAGCCACAUUGUUUGUAUUGUUGCUGUUGUUGUUGGGGGUGUUUUAUCGUUGUGUCCACCUCCCACCACUGUGCUGAUAGGUUGAUUUGCCCAGCUCAGAGUCAGACGAGAACCAAUCUCUGUGCCUGUCUAUCUAGUCUGGUUGUAGUGACUGACAGGGAUCUGGUUUCAGGAGUGCAUUACUGACCUUAAGGAACAGGAGAGUUGUGGGGGGUAGAGAGUAGGGAAGUAGGCCACAGGGAUCCAGGGGGGGUUUAGUGAUAGUAACACCUCUAAAUGUGUUAACCCUCCUGUGCUAUUGCUUUCUAAUACCUGAAAGGUCAACGACAACGACAGGGGAAGUGGACAUACUCCCAGAGGUACACUACUCCAACUGCAUUAGAUUGAGCCGCAAGUCUUGGCAUGCGACUCCAUGCCGCACCACUCAAGAUUAAUGGACUUGUUUUUCUUCACGGAGCGUGGAGGUAACUGAAGGUUGUGUGCACAUCUGUCAACUGUAACUCAAUCACCUUGUCAGCCAGCGAGACGGGACUGCACUCUGUUUUUCUAUUUACCAAGGAUAUUUUUCUUGCUUUCGCUGCUGGUGUGUCUGAGCUGUGCUCACAAAGGCGCUCUGAAGCGUCUGGAUCUGGACAGCGUAACACUGCCUGCCUGCACACGCCUGCCUGCCAGAGCUGCCAUUAUCAUAAAAUACUAGAGGCCAACGGCCGAAGGAGAGAGGACUGGAAUCAUGUGGCAGCAGUCAGCUGGGUCCAGCUCUCACACUGAAAGGGAGUAGUACCCACACCAGGUUCAGUCACAGCAGUCUCCAAGCCACAGCCACACACAACAGCUCUGUCUGUUUGUCUGCAGCAGACCUGGACCACUGGAUCACCAGCCUUGAACUCGACCGUUCUGAGGACCCCACAGGGACACCACUGGUUUAGGUGUCCGUCCGUGUGCCUGAGGGAAGUGUGUGGAGUAUGGAGGCUCACAGGGGACUGGCGUCGGACUGGGAGGCGGUGCUGGAGCUGGAUGAAGAUCUGGCUGGGUGGCUCCCACAGGAUCCGACCCGGAAUGAGUUUGGCUGGGAGUGGGGCUGGGCCGCCUCGGACCACCAAGACCAGGACUGGGAGUCAGAGGAGGUCCCUGCAGUGUUGAGCCCCACAUACAAACAGCGUAAUGAGGACUUCAGGAAGCUCUUCAAGCAGCUACCGGACACAGAGCGACUCAUCGUGGAUUACUCCUGCGCCCUGCAACGAGACAUCCUCCUGCAGGGCCGACUCUACCUCUCUGAAAACUGGAUCUGUUUUUAUAGCAACAUCUUCCGCUGGGAAACGCUGCUGACAGUGAGGCUGAAGGACAUCUGCACCAUGACGAAGGAGAAGACAGCACGCCUCAUCCCCAACGCCAUCCAGGUGUCCACAGACGGUGAGAAGCACUUUUUCACCUCAUUUGGAGCACGGGACAGGACCUACAUGAUGAUGUUCAGAUUAUGGCAGAAUGCACUUCUGGACAAACCCCUUUGCCCCAAAGAGCUAUGGCACUUUGUCCAUCAGUGUUAUGGCAACGAGCUUGGCCUGACCAGUGACGACGAGGACUACGUUCCCCCUGACGACGACUUCAACACCAUGGGGUUCUGUGAGGAGAUCCCUAAUGAGGAGAAUGAGAUCAGUAAUGACAACUUGUCAAAGAGCAGCACGGAGGCCAAGCACGAGGGCAGCCCACCAUCCAUACACAAGAAAUGCAUUAUCACCAACAGCACCAUCAACUCAUCCAUCAGCAGCAAGCCCCUCUCUGUGAGUCUCAGCGACAUAAUAGAGUUUGACCUCCCUCCAGAGGAGUACAUCGACUGCCUCCCUGACGGGGAGCUGCUGGCCUUGCCCCUGGUGCUGGAGCAGAGGUUAGCGGAGGCCAGCGGACUGGUGCCCUCGCCCUCCCUAGACUUCAAUGACAAUGAAGACAUCCCCACUGAACUCAGUGACUCUUCAGAGACCCACGACGAAGGCUCUCCAGCAGGGGAAGUGCAGGCCUUCCACGAUGACCUUAAAGGGAGACAGUACAUCGAUGAGGUUUACAAGUUCAGUGUGGACAAGAUGUACGACAUCCUCUUCACAGAAUCCCAGUUUAUGACCGAUUUCAUGGAGCAGCGCAGGUUCUCUGAUAUAGUGUUUCACCCCUGGAAGAAGGACGAUGCAGCGGGGAACCAGAUGAGAGAGAUCAUGUACACCAUCUCCCUGUCCAACCCGCUGGCCCCCAAGACAGCCACAGUCACAGAGACCCAGACACUGUACAAGGCCAGCCAUGAGAGUGAGUGCUACAUCAUCGAUGCUGAGGUCAACACACACGACGUGCCCUACCACGACUACUUCUACACACUCAACCGUUACAUGCUGACACGGGUGGCCAAGAACAAGUGCCGGUUAAGGGUGUCCACUGAGCUACGUUACAGAAAACAGCCAUGGGGAUUAGUGAAGGGCUUCAUCGAGAAGAACUUCUGGAGCGGGCUGGACGAGAACUUCCGUCAUCUUGAGUUGGAGCUGUCGAAGGUGGAGGAUGUGGUGUUGGAGUCAGCCCAGCCCUCUCCCAAGGUCAAGGUGGUGAAGACAUCUGUGAGGCGGAGGAAUAGACCCCUGGUCCACCUACGGAGCCAGCACCUGGACGACGCCCUCCUCAGCCCCGUCACCACGCCAACCGAUGACGAGGUCAUCCACCGCAUCAAACAUGUGGGCGUGACAGGUUCCACUCAGACCAGGCACAUACCUGAGCACCUCCCUGGAGGCUUCGCCCUCUACAGCGUCUCCAAACUGCUGCUCAUCAUCAGCUUUGUGAUCUGUCUAAGCCUGGUUUUGCUGGUGUUCCUCAACAUGAUGCUGUUCUAUAAGCUGUGGAUGCUGGAGUAUUCUGUACAGCCUCUUACCACCUGGCAAGGGCUGCGGAUACAUGAAAGUAAACUGCCCCAGACGCAGAUGGAGUGGGCCCAGCUCCUGGAGUCCCAACAGCGUUACCAUAACGCUGAGCUGCAGAAGUGGAGAGAGAUCAUCAAAUCCUCAGUGGUACUAUUAGACCAGAUGAAAUACUCUCUAUUGAACCUUCAAAGGGGCAUUGACUUAAGGGACUACAGCUCAGAAGCUGAGGAGAAAAGAAGCCGUUACCACUGACAUACGAUCUUAGGCCAUGAGGGCAUGGUGUGCAAUAUAGGAGUUGUUUGUGUAUAAGUAUGCAAACAAAACAAAGAGAGACAAGAGACCGACCGACAGCGAGGCGAGCUGGCCCCAGUGUGACAGGGACAGCCUGCCGGCUGACGACCCCCAACUCACAGAGGUCACGACCCCGCAGGUCAGACCAUGGACAGGAAGUGCCCCUAUCACAGACAGGAAAUUAACAGUGGGGUUCCCACAGCACUGAGGCAUCGUGGGAAGGCGACAGCCCCACUUACUUAGACGCCACUUCUGUCUCUUAUUUUUCUGUCUUUUAAUUUUGGAAGGACAUCGUACUGUAAGCCAUUGCCACAUGGCAAUUAACUCCUCUCGAUGAGCGUCUGUCUGUGGUUCCAUUCCUUUCUGUGACUGUCUAAAGAUGAACAAAAGAG